This is a messenger RNA of Fusarium coffeatum, 3459 nucleotides long. RefSeq lists its product as uncharacterized. The record is from RefSeq and is a predicted model, not a curated record. Gene Ontology annotation, cellular component: cohesin complex; nucleus; chromatin. Gene Ontology annotation, molecular function: chromatin binding. The transcript has 4 exons. NCBI's taxonomy places the organism in Eukaryota, Fungi, Ascomycota, Sordariomycetes, Hypocreales, Nectriaceae. Gene Ontology annotation, biological process: sister chromatid cohesion. The coding region runs from base 1 to 3459 and encodes 1152 amino acids.
AUGGACAAUAAUGCAAGCCCGACUCCCGACCCCGAUGCUACAACGCGUCGCCGAUCGGGACGCGUCGUGAGAGCACCCUCCAAAUUUACACCCGAACCUGCUUCCCAAUCUACGCACCCGAAGCGCAAGCGAGACGACCAGGACGAUGAAGACGAAGAAGGCCAAGAAGAGGUAGCCGAAAAUGAAGCGCCUGACUCCGAUGAGGAGAUGAGCGACGAGCCUGAUAACGAUAGCGACGAAGAUCAUCCUGCACCGCGCUCUAGAAAGAAGGCGUCGCAAACAAGUCGCGCAAAGAAGCCCUCUGCCAAAAAGCCAAAGAUUAAUGGUUCCAAGCCUUUGCGACCAGCGCGAGUCACCCAUGCCGCCAAAAGUCUUCCGAGCAGACCUAAAAAGAGUGUUCGUAUUGAAGACGCGGCAUUGAAAGGAACCGGUCUCUAUUCUGAUCUUUUUGGUUCGGGCGACUCCAGCAGAUCGGUGGCCGAAGAGUGGUUGAACAAAUAUAAUGGUGAUGGAGUAGUAGCUUUUACUGAUCUAGUGAACUGUAUUUUGCAGUGUGCUGGCUGCGACCAGCUUAUCACAGAAGAUGAUGUUCGAGAUGCAGAGAACAUCGCUGGCAGAUUGGCAGAUCUCCAGAGUGUGUACCAAGAGCAAGAGAUUACCGAUUAUCCUCUCAUCUCCAGAACGAAACAGUCGCGAUCCUUCCGAGACGUACUCAUCAGCUUCUUCGAAAACCUCAUUGUCGAUAUGCACCAAAAUGAGCUCAUGUAUAGAGACGAGUUCUUGAUUGAAAACCUCCACGCGUGGCUUGCGAUUCAAUCUGCCCUCGUCAAGGUUGCUGAUGACCUUGACUAUAGACUUGGUUACACAGGAAAAGCUCGAAACUCGAAGGCUAAAUUGAACGCUGGGCAGCAGCGUGACAUGGAAAAGAACACCAGCAAUCGCAAGGUGUGCACCGAGGCAAUUCAAUCAUUCUUCGACACUGUCUUUGUCCACCGCUACCGAGAUGUUGAUCCUAGGAUCAGAACCGAAUGCGUGGAAGCUCUCGGCAAUUGGAUCAUUGCCCUGCCAUCUAUCUUCCUUGAGCCCGGCUAUCUGCGCUACUUGGGCUGGAUGUUGUCAGAUACCCAUGCUCCCACUCGCCUCGAGGUGCUAAAGCAUCUUGCCAAAGUCUUCAGAAAAGACGCAGAUAAAUUGGGACAUUUCAUCGACAGAUUUCGCCCCCGUCUAGUGGAGAUGGCUUGCAAAGAUGCCGACGUAUCUGUGCGCGUAGCAGCAAUCGGCGUUAUUGACGUCCUUCGUGACCAGGAUAUGCUCGAAGGUGAAGAAGUUGAUGCCAUUGGAAAACUCAUUUUCGACAACGAGCUCAGAAUCCGAAAGGCAGUUGUUGGGUUCUUUGUAGCCUGCACCAAAGACGCUAUUGGCGAAAAGGUGAAGUGUCUAGGAGAUUCAGACGUCAUGGAGGAGAUCCCUAGCGGAAAGAAGGCUUCUCUUGACGCGCCUCGUGCUGAGUGGGUUGACUUGAAAUGCCUGGCUGAGACGCUUGCUAUCUACGACAAUCAAAUCGAGGAAGAGCAAAGUAACCAGGUCUUAGGGCUGGAUGCAGCUGUGGACCUUUUGGAAGCUGCUAUCCCAGAGACGAGGAUUUCCUUGGCAUCACAAGUUCUUUAUGAGAAAGUUGAUGAAAUCAAGCAAUGGACACUUCUCGCUGGAUACCUGCUAUUUGAUCACACAACAAGUUCAAAAGCAAGAUCGAAGGGCAACAAUCCGGAGCUUGCAUUUAAGAAGGCCGUUGCUCCCUCCUCCGCCGAAGAGGCCAUACUGUUGGAUGUAUUGAGCUCGGCAGUCAAGUCUAGCCUAACCCAUCCGAGUGAACAUGACAGAUCACGAAAGAAGCAUCAAACGUCCAAAGAUAGUGAAGACGUGAGCAUCAGCCCCGAAGAGACUGCGACUGAGCUAGUCAGUGUCAUUCCUCAGCUUUUGAGCAAAUUCGGCGCAGAACCAGAUACGGCAGCAAUCGUUCUUCGAUUGGCACACUUUCCCGACAUUGAAGUUUUCAAGCAAUUACGACAAAAUACAAACAAGUACGAAAAGUUACUUGACGAGAUCGUUACGCAGUUUAACAGACACGACGAUAAGAGAGUUUUGUCGGAAGCGGCUGCAGCACUGUUACAUUCACGUCAAUACGACGAAUUGGAAGAAGUCGCAGACAGUAAGAUCUCCAACCUAUGGGAGACUGCGAUUACUGCUUUGCACAAUUUCGACAAGACUUACGAGCUUUCUUCAAGAGGCAACUUGGAGGAAUCCCCCCUCAGGGAACUAUCAACAGUCCUGCUGAAGAUUAGCAAAUUGGCGAGUCUUUCGAGUUGCGUGGACAUCCUUGAGGCCGAAGGAGAUUCUAGCGAGUCAACAAUGACGCCUGUGAUUCAGAUACUAGCCAACAUUGUACAUCGCGGCAAGUAUGAACCCCUUGACGAUCAGGAUAUUGAUGACCUGGAGGACGAGGUGGUCUCAUAUGCUAUCAAGACCUGUCAGUUCUACUUUAUGUGGAAAACAUUGGCAUACAACACACUCCUUUCUUCAGGCCAUAAUGUUGCGGACGCUGACCUCGACCGCCUAUCUGUGUUGCGCCAAACCUUCCGCAGGCAUCUCAUCGAAACCCUCUCCUCACGCGCUGCCAUCGAUCAGCUACGAUUGUUCGCUACUGGUAGCUUGUGCGAUCUUCAUCUCACAUUUGCAACCCUACGGUCUGCUAUCGAUAAACUUCGUCCCGCUUCAAGUUCUGGGUCGCCUUCCGUAGAAGCCGAUAAAUACAAGACGUUGAUUCAGGAAAUUGAGUCGGGGCUCAUUCCUGAGUUGAUUUCAAUCUUUGACGGCACAGAGAAGCAAUAUGCCAAGAAGAUCAAGAAAGACAAGUUGCUGAAUGAACCAGCUGAAGAUGAAGACCCCCUAGCCGAUGACGAAGAGGAGGAGGAAGAGGACGAGGAUGAAAGCCUGUCCGAAGAAGAGCGUCUCGCUGCUGAACUCAAGGCCGAGAAGGCACUCUGUGAUCUUACUGGCAAAUACGUUCUCGUCAUUACAGCACGACUUGUGGACAACAAGGGCACUCACGCAGGCAAGUUGAGGCGACGUUUACUCCGUAACCAAAACAAACUCGGCCACAACUUCAAGGAAGUCGUCACCUAUCUCGACGAAGAGAAGCUUGCUGAGCGAACAAGGAAGAAGGUUGCCAACACGCACUCUACAACAUCCAAGUCCCAAAAACCUCAGCUCAGCGAAGCCCUGGUGAUUGAGGAUGACGAUAUCUUUGACAACACACCACCGCCUGAGGAGGGUUCACGUGAGGAUCUUCGCCAGAAGGGCCUCCUGGAGGAUGACCCCAUCGAGGACGACGACGAAAAUGAAGAUGAAGAAGCGGAACGACAAGCUCAUGAAUCAGACGACGAAGUUAUAGGGGACUAA